Messenger RNA from Opisthorchis viverrini, 204 nucleotides. RefSeq lists its product as hypothetical. The record is from RefSeq and is a predicted model, not a curated record. NCBI's taxonomy places the organism in Eukaryota, Metazoa, Platyhelminthes, Trematoda, Opisthorchiida, Opisthorchiidae. The transcript has a single exon. The annotation marks the transcript as partial.
AUGUACAUGGCCUCGUGGUUAUCCACUUGUUCACCUAGCCGUAGCAGGCGGGCCGAUGUCACUCAUUUGCUUGUGUUCACUUCAGUCGGCAAAAAGCCCAGCAAAGCCGGAAACGGCAGUCGCAUGCGCAAACCAAGUGCGCUUUUGGAUAAGCCCACGGCUGCCAAGCGACUUGGGAAAGUCGCCAAACAUCCAAAGGUCUAA